Xenopus tropicalis (tropical clawed frog) is the source of this 4490-nucleotide messenger RNA. It is a transcript of the gene mettl13, whose product is annotated as methyltransferase 13, eEF1A N-terminus and K55. Lineage: Eukaryota; Metazoa; Chordata; Amphibia; Anura; Pipidae. The record is from RefSeq and is marked provisional. Gene Ontology annotation, cellular component: mitochondrion; nucleus.
GGCACAUGUGCGAUUGACUGGUGACAGAAUGGAUUUACUACCGAAAAGUUCGAAGGAGUUUGCUGCCCCUGAGUACUGGGAACAGUUCUUCCGGCGCCGGGGCGAGCGGGCCUUUGAGUGGUACGGAGGGUACCUGGAGCUGUGCGGCCUGCUGCAUAAGUACAUCAAGCCCAGAGACAAGGUACUUGUAGUGGGCUGUGGCAACUCCGAGCUCAGCGAGAGGCUGUAUGAUGCGGGAUGUCAGAACCUGACUAAUAUUGAUGUAAGUGAGGUGGUUAUUCGUCAGAUGAAGGAACGAAAUUCCAGUCGACGGCCUAACAUGACAUUCCAGGUAAUGGAUGCCACACAGACAACGUUUGAUGACUCUUACUUUCAGACAGUGCUGGAUAAGGGGACGUUGGACGCCAUCAUGACAGACACAGAUGAAAGAACAUUAGAAACUGCAGAUAAAAUGAUGUCUGAGAUUGGUCGCCUGUUGACAUGUGGAGGGCGUUUCUUAUGUGUUUCUCUGGCCCAGGCCCAUGUCUUGGAGAAACUUGUUGGACACUUCUCACAGGGUGGCUUCAUGAUCCGUGUUCAUCAAGUCAUGCAGGGCAGCACCUCAGAAAGCGACAGCCAGUUUCCUAUGCCAGUGUUUGUCUUUGUGAUGACAAAGGUUCGGCAGAUAUCUGGCUUUCCUACAGUUUUAGAAAUGAUGCCAGAUGAGGAGGGAGGAAAACCUGCUCGCUGGGCAAGCCCUGAGGAAUUAAUGGAAGCUGUGAAAGAACGGCAACGUUAUGCAUUGAUUCGAAAUAGACUGAACCAAAACCAAAGUUCACAAGAGAUUUCACUAGACUUGUGUGAUGGGGAUUCCAGAAAAAGCCGUUAUACUUUUUAUAUUGUGGAUAAUCCAACAGUCAGACUAUCCCAUUCUAAUCAUUUUGCUAUCUUUAUCAUCCCUCAAGGAAGAGAAACAGAAUGGCUCUUUGGAUCAGAGCAGGGGCGCAGGCAGCUGUCAGGAAGCGUUGGGUUCCGCAGACUGAUAAUUGUGGCAUUGCACCGGGAUCAGCAAUACACAGACAUGAAAGCUAUUCAGUCAGAAUUGUCUGCAAAGGUUCUGGAACUAGCUCCUCCUGGUCUGCCAGAUCAUCAGCAGAUCCCUUUCCUGUCAGCUGGGGAGGAUAUUGGAGCACGCACAAUACAGCAUCGAGGCAAGAGUGAUUUUAGUGGGGAGUAUGUGGUAGAGGAUGUUAAAGGAGAUGGAAACAGCAGUUACCGACGUCUUAUAUUCCUCAGCAAUCAAAAUGUUGUACAGUCUGAGGCCAGAUUAUUACCAAUCAACACGCACAUAGGACAGAAGAAAAGAAAAGACAAAAAGAAACACCAGAAACCUGUGAAGGAUCUCGAACAACCCACUGUAACUAGGAUUGACAAAAGUUACCUCUGCUGUGAGCAUCACAAAGCAAUGAUCUCUGGGCUGGCAAUGCUACCUAACUCAGGAAUACUGCCAGAGUGCAAGACAUCAGUUCUGCUGAUUGGGCUGGGUGGAGGCAGCUUGUCCCUCUUUAUACAUGACUACUUCCCAGGUUCAAGAGUUGAGGUUGUUGAAAUAGAUCCAUCUGUGCUUGAUGUGGCCUGCAACUGGUUCAGCUUCUGUCAGGAUGAUCGCAUGAAAGUUCAACUCGCAGAUGGUUUAGUCCAUAUUAAUAGUUUGGCAGAUAGUGGUGAGGCUUGCUAUGACGUGAUAAUGUUUGAUGUGGACAGCAAGGAUCCCAGUGUUGGCAUGAGCUGUCCACCGCCUGCCUUUGUGGAAAAAAUAUUCCUACAGAAUGUUCACAAAAUUCUAAAUCCUAACGGUGUAUUCAUUCUGAACUUGGUAUGCCGUGAUGCAGUUUUGAGAUUAAAGGUGCUGAAUGUUCUCCGUGAAAUUUUCCCUUUGAUUUAUGCCCAGAAGAUUGAUGAAGAAGUCAAUGAGAUCUUGUUUUGCUGUGCAAAUUCAGAAAGGAAACUCAGCUCUUUAGAGCUAAAAGAACUGGCAAUGAACUUGGAGAAAAAACUUAAAAAGCCCGGGGUUCAAUGGGACAGCACUUACAGUCUGGCUGAGAUGCUGAAGUCCGUUCAGAUAGUUUAAAAAACUAUAUUUGGAAAUUUUCUUACAAAAAAUUGCAGCAGGGGCUGGCCCAGGGAUAAUUUAAAAAUGAUACUGCACACAUCCACAUGUUAAUGAAGCCCUUGCUUCUAGAUUAGGUGCGGUCAACUGGGCUACCUAGGCAUACCCACAAUGUGUUACACAUAAACUUUACCAAAUUGUGUUUAAACAUACCUGUAUGUGUUUAUAAAGAACCAAGUAUAUUUUCUUCAGUGAAAUGUUGGAUAACAAAUCAAAAAUGAACAUUACAAAUACAAAAUGGUCCAUCUAAAAGUUCCUGGUCUUCAAGGAAGAUACAUGCUAUUAAAGUGCCUGUCCUAUUAUAAAAAAAAAUCUCUGCCUUGUUCUAGGAUAACAUCUGGUGAGAGGUUUUUGUGUCUUUUAAUUGUUUGCCUUUCUGUUCUCUGGCCUCUUCUAACCUAGAUUACAAAUGAUGCUGGGUUUUUAGUUGUUAUUAAAUUCAGGCACUUUCGUAAAAUUUGUGCCCAUUUAAAUGAACUCCUAGUUUGAGACUAGAAAAUUGUAUUCUAAUCGAAUUUUUUAUGCUGCUUUAUGGUUUUUAAAUCAUUACUUUUUUGCAGCUUUGCUGUACUGAGUGAUAGUUUUUUUUUUUAAAGGAAAUAUUUUUCCCAAUAUUAGAAAAUAUGUCUUCUUCCUAUAAUAUUUAAUGUUGAAAUGAUGGGCUUACCCAAUCCUUGGUUCAGAGCAGACUGCAGCAGCAGGAUAGUUAGUGAGGGAAGAGUGGAGUUAAAUGCUACUGCACCUGCCUGGGCUUUUCUAAGUCAAGCUAAUUCUACUGGCUGCAAAGCACUUAACCCUGUGCUGUGUGUUUUCUUUCCCUGCUGAUGAUUUCUGCUAAAGCAAAGUGUAAAAAAAGGUCACCCUUUUCUCAAGAGGGGUAGGGCAAAUUUUAAAUGUAUGUUUUCUCCUACCAGGACAUCCCUUUUAAACUGGUUCUUUUCCACCCAUUCUGCUCAUGUAUAGACCUAAGGUAGCACCAGGCGUUAAAGUGAUACUGAAACCAAAACAUUUCUUUUAAAAAUAUGAACCUACUUCCAAACCUAGAUCAUGUUGACUGUUUUUUCCUAAAAGUCCUGUUUCUCUACAUAAAUCCUACUGAAGAUCCUGAACCCGACUGGCAGCCCGACUGUAGCUUCUCAAUCUGUCAUAAACUGGGAGGAUUCAGCUUGCCGUUUGCUUCAAAGAGUUCCCCCUUCCUCCCUCGCUCCUCGCAUUGUGAACUAAAUAGCAGGCAGGCUUGAUCUUUCCAUUGCCUGCCUGCCUGCUUCAGAGGGCUGCCCCCCCUUUCUGCUCUUCGCACAAAGAAUUUAAAUAGCUUUCCCGUGCCUGCCUGCUUCUAAGGGCUCUUCCUCCCCCUUCCCAUUACACAUAGACAACAGAGCUGAGCUUGUCACACACCGGCUGAAAGCAUAUUUAUUCACUUGGGAGGCAUUUAAAUUAAAACCUGAAAGAGGGGAACAAACAUGGCUGCUCCGUGGGCCUGUAAUUCAUGCUACCAUAAUUAUGAAGCGAAAAAACUUUGCAGAUUUAGUUUAUAAGGAAUUUAAAGCUGAUACAUAUUAAAACACAACAGAAGGUGUAAAAAAAUGUUAAUUGGCUGUCAGUAUCACUUUAAUACCCAGAGCUGAUUGGUUUUCAUUGAUUGUAGCAACUCAUAUAUGGCUACAAUAGGCUAAAUGGUGCAAGGAUGAACAUUGUAUGUAUGUAUGUAUGUAUAUAUAUAUAUAUAUAUAUAUAUACACUGCAAAUUGGGCAUGUUUUGCUGAAAGCCUUUUUAAAAAAAAAUCUCCCCCACACUAUACAUGAUUAAAAGAAGUUAGCACUUUGCUAGCAGAGUUAUGUGUGAAACUGGAGACUAACCAAAAAGUCAGAGCUUUGCUAAGGAACUUUGGUACCCUGGUCAAGGGUGCAAACCUGCAAACCACUUUACUCAUUUCUGGAAGAGUUAUUUGCAAUCAUACCAGAUUACACUGGAAGGAUUAGAAAGACCUAUACCUAUAUGGCUGCCCACAAUGUACCUUCUCUCUUUGGCAGAGCUGAUGCUCUAUUUUGUUCCUUCAGGUGCCAAUUCCCAGGUAGCACUGAGCCAGGCUGUAACAGAAACAUGCCUAUGAGUAUAGGGAUUGUGACUACUAGGGCAGGUGGUACUUCCUAAGGACCUUUUGUGUGUCACAUGCAUUUAAUUUCUUAUUUAGGUUUUUUAAUAUAGCAAUUCAGCCAGCGUAAAUUUAUCUCCAGUGAGGAAUGGAGCAUCUCAAUAUUGGUAUUAAAUGAUGUGUCCUUGAAAAUGCCUAGUAAUUCAUAAAACUUGCUGUUGCAAUAAACUCCACAGUUACUGGUA